Molecule: messenger RNA, 182 nt
Organism: Acaulospora colombiana
Lineage: Eukaryota; Fungi; Glomeromycota; Glomeromycetes; Diversisporales; Acaulosporaceae
Source: the annotation of a GenBank genome assembly
AUGAUGAGAAACCCUCGGAACAGAAAGCAAAGGAGGUUAAAAGUAGCACGUCUAACAAUGGUGAUAGUAAAGAUCACAAGGUUGCGGAAUCAGUUGACGAAUUCAACUGGGAGGAGGAUUUGGAGGACAUCAAUUUUAUAUUAGAUGAUGUUGAUCAUGGAGAAGUUGUUACAGAUGUUUGA